CUCCGUUUCCUCCCUCAGCUGGACCGGGAGGCCAACCUCACCAGCAGCGUGGCCAUACUGCCGCUGCCCCCGCAGAACGCCACGGUGGAACCCGGCACCGGAUGCCAGGUGGCUGGCUGGGGGACACAGCGCAGCGGGGGCCGUCUCUCCCGUUUUCCCAGGGUCGUCAACGUGACUGUGACCCCUGAGGACCAGUGUCGCCCCAACAACGUGUGCACCGGUGUGCUCAACCGCCGGGCUGGCAUCUGCCAGGGGGACGGGGGCACCCCCCUCAUCUGCAAUGGCCUGGGACACGGCGUGGCCUCCUUCUCCAUUGGGCCCUGUGGCCAGGGCCCCGACUUCUUCACCCCAGUGGCGCUCUUCCGAGAAUGGAUCGAUGGUGUUCUCAACGCCCCUCCACCCGGGCCAGCCUAGGGGGAGCCUGCAACCUCCCACAGAGCCCCGCUCUGCCCUCCACGCCUCCUGUGUGCCGCAACCCCAUCCCGUGGCCCCACCCCUGCCCCCGCUCUGGCCUGCAUGGCCCUGGCUGUAAUAAAGGAGCUGUUCUCUCCUCUG
This is a messenger RNA of Sapajus apella (tufted capuchin), 555 nucleotides long. RefSeq names its product azurocidin 1 (gene AZU1). Gene Ontology annotation, cellular component: azurophil granule. The annotation marks the transcript as partial. Gene Ontology annotation, molecular function: serine-type endopeptidase activity. Lineage: Eukaryota; Metazoa; Chordata; Mammalia; Primates; Cebidae. Gene Ontology annotation, biological process: proteolysis. The record is from RefSeq and is a predicted model, not a curated record. The transcript is spliced from 2 exons.